Molecule: messenger RNA, 2317 nt
Organism: Musa acuminata subsp. malaccensis (wild Malaysian banana)
Lineage: Eukaryota; Viridiplantae; Streptophyta; Magnoliopsida; Zingiberales; Musaceae
Source: RefSeq, a predicted model, not a curated record
CGUUCUUUCUUUAUAGCGCCACACCUCGGCGGUCCCAUGGGACCGUCUCUCUGCCACGUACCGCAUGUUCUGCGGGCCCCACUCAGCUUCGUGCAAUAAGGCGUCUCUCUUCUUCCUCUCCCUUGAGGUGAGCGUUAGCGUUGGCUGCAUCAGGUGAAGCGGGGGCGGCGCUCUCUCUGCUGCUCCCGUUGUUGUUGGCAUCUGCUCGACUUCAGUCUCUCUUAUGAACAGGACCUAUCGAGAGAGAAAGCACAAUCGCUUCGUUCGACGACUUCGCGCUCUUCUUUCGACUCACAGAUUGCUUCGUUUGCCUCGCCUGUCUCUGAUGACCGAAUGAGCUGCUUUCAUCUGUUUGAAUUGAAUGCUAUCUCAAAUUGACUUCUCCCAUCCAUCUCUGUCUCUGGAUUUUGCCACCUUUAGCUUGUUUUGUCGAUCAAAAUCCGAUCUUUUUGUGUCUCUGCUCUCUGAAUUUGUUGCAGUCUGAUCUCUCCCUUCUUUCUCUGUUUUGAUCGUGAAUCCAUUCCGUUCAAUCCAAUUUUGGUCGGUCGGAUCGAGAGCGUCGACAAAUGCAAAGGAAAGCUCCCUUGGAAGGUUCCUGCAGCUUGCACUCUUGGGAUCGACGAAUCUCCACCAUGGAAACCAACAGAAUCCCGAUGGCCCCUCUAAGCACUGUUGAAUCCCUUCAUAUUUCCACGGAGUGAUCGCGUUAGACGCAGAGAGUUCCCCUGUUUACCCUCGUCAUGGGUUGCACGGGCUCGAAGCAGGUCGGCAGACGCCGCGGAUGGAGCCCCAGUCCUUGUGUUGGCAGUCACUUCCUCCCCGUCCACUACGACGGUGAUGUCAACGCCCUUUACCGGGGGGGAGACGACCACCACGCCGUCUCCCUCACCUCCACGACCCUCGGCUCCUUAGUGCUCGACCGCGAGGACCUCAGCUUCGACGAAAAGGCCAUGAUAAAGAGCACCAACGACCUCCCGGCGGUGACCACGGAAGCCAACGUCGUCGAGGGGCUCGUCCGUGCCAAGACGUUGUCGGGGAUGGUGGAUCGCCGGAUCCCCGAGUCCCCGACGAUGACCCCGUCCAACGAGCCGGAGGUCAUCAACGCCUGGGAGCUUAUGGCCGGCCUCGAGGACGCCAGCUCCCCCCACCUCUCUCUCGCCGAUGCCGUCGACUGCUCUUUGUCCUUCGGCACCUCACGGGAUGUGCACCGUUCAUGGCCCGAUUCCGAGCUUUCGAGUGCGGCCUCCUUGCCGAAGCCGCAGUGGAUGCAGCUCAGCCCGGUGGACUCCGUCGUCUCCGAUUUCGACCCAGCGAUCUCGACCUCCUUCCGCGAAGCCCUCGACGUGUUGUCGCCGCAGCAACAAUCCCAUUCCAUCCUGCAAUCCCCUGAGCUCGACAAGGAAGACAAGGACAAAAACAAGGAGCCCUCUCGCGCAAGUGCAAGAACCGGAUCGAUAGAGUCUGCCGAUGGCCGCGAAGUUCCGGAAACCAUCGGCAUUGUUCGAGCAAGAAUCAACGAAUUCCAACAAAAGAUCGACGUCAAAAAGACCAGACCCAACGCCAGUUCCUCUGAGAUGGCGUCUUCCCUCGUAUGCCCGCCGGGUGGCGAGGGGAAGGUGGUGUUCUACUUCACCAGCAUCCGCGGGAUCCUGAGAACGUUUGAGGAUUGCUGGGCCGUCAGGGUAAUACUUCAUGGCUAUGGCGUUCGCGUCGACGAGAGGGACGUGUCGAUGCAUGCAGGAUUCAAGGAAGAGCUGAUCGACAUGCUCGGCCCGGGGUACGGCGGCAACAGUCUGCCGAGGGUCUUCGCCAACGGGCACCACCUGGGCGGGGCAGACGAGUUGAGACACCUACACGAGGUGGGGAGACUCUCCAAGCUCAUAGAGUUCUGCGAGAUGGAGUCGCAGGGGAAGGGACGCGGCGACGCAGCCUCCUCAUGCGAUGGCUGCGGCGACGUGAGGUUCGUCCUCUGCGGGACGUGCUCGGGGAGCUGCAAGGUGUACGUCGAAGCGGAGGAGGAAGGCGACGACUUGGGAAGGUUCCGAAGGUGCCCCGACUGCAACGAGAACGGGCUUGUGCGAUGCCCGGUGUGCUGCUUGCAGAGAGAGUGAUUCCGUGAAGGUGUUCGACGUUUUGCUUUGUUCUGUAUGUACAGCAAGAGGAUGAAACUGAACUCUCUCCAACAAAAGAUGAACAUUUAGCUUCUUGCUCUUCUUUUCCUUUUGUUCUUUGUCUAUUCUUAGUGGGAAAGACACAGAAGUGAAACCCAUUACUAUGUGAUAAGAUUGAAGCAAUACAAAGUUGUAGAUCUCAGUGA